Molecule: messenger RNA, 2046 nt
Organism: Mucor mucedo
Lineage: Eukaryota; Fungi; Mucoromycota; Mucoromycetes; Mucorales; Mucoraceae
Product: P-loop containing nucleoside triphosphate hydrolase protein
Exons: 11
Coding region: 36-1817 (593 amino acids)
Biological process (GO): mRNA splicing, via spliceosome
Cellular component (GO): spliceosomal complex
Molecular function (GO): RNA binding; ATP binding; RNA helicase activity
Source: RefSeq, a predicted model, not a curated record
AAAAGUUUUUCCUUUUUUCCUUGACACAAUUUAACAUGAGCGAUUUGCACGGAUUGGAAGAAAAUGAUGAUGAUUACGUUCCUUACGUACCAGUAAAGCAACGUCGAUUAGAGAAAUUACAUAAAUAUGCAACGCAACGUAGGGCCACCGAUUCACAAAACGAAGACGAUAAUGAGGAUGAGGAUGUAAUCGUAGCUGGUCCUAGAGCCAAUAUUAGUUUAUUGGAUCAGACUGUUCAACAAAAAUUAUCCAAUUUGAUUCCAGAAAAAACCGAGGAGGAAAAACAUUUGGAAGAGGAAAAGCGUAUCGAAGAGGCUCAAGCACGUCACAAAGCUUUAGUGUCAGUUCAGGACGCAGCUAUGGGUACGCAGUACACAGAACCUAUCCAAACUUCCUGGGAGCCACCUCAUUUUAUUCGUAAUAUGACAGAGGAGGAGCAUCAAGCAGUACGCGACAAAUAUCACAUCCUUGUCGAAGGCCUGGACCCAGUGCCACCUAUUAAACAUUUUAAAGACAUGAAAUUCCCUGAACCAAUCUUGCAUUAUUUAAAAGAAAAGAAGAUUGACAAUCCAACACCUAUUCAGCUGCAAGGCUUACCAGUCGCAUUAAAGGGCCGUGAUAUGAUUGGUAUCGCUUUUACUGGAUCAGGCAAAACAUUGACUUUUUCCCUCCCUUUGGUAUUGUUUGCAUUAGAGGCUGAAACUAGAUUACCACUGAUUCAAGGGGAAGGCCCUGUCGGUAUGAUCAUUUGCCCAUCUCGAGAAUUAGCAAGACAAACUUUUGAUGGAUUAAUAAGCAUGUCAAAAGCACUUUCAGACGGCGGCUACCCUGAGUUAAGAUCGCUCUUAUGUAUCGGUGGUAUUAAUAUGAGGGAUCAAGCAGAUGUCCUCCAGAGGGGUAUUCACAUGGUGGUGGCCACCCCUGGCAGAUUAAUGGAUUUACUUAAUAAGAAAAAGUUUAAUUUGGACAACUGUAAAUUUCUUUGCAUGGAUGAAGCAGAUAGAAUGAUUGAUAUGGGGUUUGAAGAUGACGUUAGAAAUAUUAUGUCAUACUUUAAGAGUCAACGUCAAACAUUAUUAUUUUCGGCUACUAUGCCCAAAAAAAUUCAGGAUUUUGCUUUAUCGGCACUAGUUAAACCUUUAGUGGUAAACGUAGGUCGUGCAGGUGCUGCUAAUUUGGAUGUUAUUCAAGAAGUCGAGUAUGUGAAGCAGGAGGCCAAAAUGGUGUAUUUAUUGGAAUGUUUACAAAAAACUCCUCCUCCUGUACUCGUUUUUGCUGAAAAUAAAAACGAUGUAGAUGAUAUUCAUGAAUACUUUUUAUUAAAAGGCGUGGAAACUGUUGCAAUCCAUGGUGGAAAAACGCAAGAAGAACGUGAAUAUGCAAUUCAGUCGUUUAAAGAUUAUCGGAAAGAUGUAUUGGUGGCAACAGAUGUUGCAUCCAAAGGCUUGGAUUUCCCCGAAAUUAAACAUGUCAUAAACUAUGAUAUGCCCAAGGAGAUCGAAGAUUAUGUGCAUCGUAUUGGUCGUACAGGUCGAAGUGGUAAAACUGGUGUGGCCACUACUUUUAUUAAUCAACACUGCUCGGAACAGAUUCGUUUGGAUUUGAAACAUUUGCUGAGGGAAGCUAAACAACGUAUCCCACCUUUUCUUGCAGCAAUGGAGGAUCCUUCGGAUAAAUAUGGUGGUUUGGCUGGCGGCUGUUCAUUCUGCGGUGGUCUCGGCCAUCGAAUCAACGAUUGUCCCAAAUUAGAACAGCAACGAAGACAGCAAAUGAACUCCAUAAUGAGUAGUAGAAAUGCUGGUGGAGGUGCUUUUUAAUAAAAUAUAACUGCCGUCGUACCACUUUUUUGUUUUGAUUGUCAAGUGAUGGGUAUUGCGGCGCCGCCCCGUUGCAGGUUCUUUUUCAAUGACCUGGAACUUUCUCGAAACCGACUGGCUGCUUCUAUUACUAAAUAAGGAAAGCUUCUUGAGAAAAAAGGGAACUUUUUGGAGCUUAAACCUUAAACCGUUUUUAAAAGAAAAACAACAAGAAUUUUCUUUUUUCCCU